This is a messenger RNA of Protopterus annectens (West African lungfish), 5067 nucleotides long. Its product is annotated as collagen alpha-4(IV) chain-like. Lineage: Eukaryota; Metazoa; Chordata; Ceratodontiformes; Protopteridae. Gene Ontology annotation, molecular function: extracellular matrix structural constituent. The transcript is spliced from 49 exons. Gene Ontology annotation, cellular component: collagen trimer. The coding region runs from base 289 to 5067 and encodes 1592 amino acids. The record is from RefSeq and is a predicted model, not a curated record.
CCUCGCAUUCUGCAAGAAGUCCAGGGAUAAAUAACCUCUGCUAAGUGAUGAGGAGGAACGCACGGAGUGCCAAAGUAAUGAAGUUUUUAGUUGCCAGUUAGUACUCGUUUAUUCAGACAGCAUUGGUACCAUGGAGUAAGACUGGUAGCCCACGUUAAAAGACAAAAGCAAAGAAUACUAGUAGAGGUAAAGUUUUAGAAAAUUUUUCCAAAACAGGAAAAACAGCAAACCACAAAAAAGAAUAUAAAGGUGAACUAUAAAAGGGGCAACUAACAGUUUACAGUUCAAAUGAAGACAGGAAUAUAUCUCAGAUGGUGCCUAAUAGUACCCUGCCUUUACUUCACAUAUGUAUUUGGGGGUGAAUAUAUUGCGGGCCCUUGUGGAGGAAGAGAUUGCACUGGGUGUCAAUGUUUCCCAGCCAAAGGAUCUAGGGGUAGCCCUGGUGAAUUAGGGCCUAGGGGCCCUGUAGGGCCUCCAGGAUUUCCAGGACCAGGGGGUUUACAAGGACCAAAAGGAGAGCAUGGAGACCGAGGAGUACCUGGGCGACCUGGAGAAAUGGGCGAUAGGGGGUCUAUGGGUAUGCCAGGAUUCCAAGGAUCGGAAGGCAUUCCAGGUCAUCCUGGAUUAGAAGGACCACGUGGAAAGCCUGGACAUGAUGGCUGUAAUGGAUCGAGGGGUGACCCAGGGCCUCGAGGACAGAAUGGUUUUUCAGGAAUUGUUGGCGUACAGGGUGAUCCAGGACAGAAAGGUGAUAAAGGAGACUACGUUGUUGUGACAAUCUCUAGCAAAGGCCUUUCUGGAGACAGAGGAUUACCAGGGCCAAGAGGUGUGCCAGGUCAACAAGGAGACAUUGGUAGUGUGGGUCCUGUUGGACAACCAGGCAUAACAGGGGAUUCAGGACCAAGAGGCCCCAUGGGACCACAAGGCAUGCAGGGUGAAACACCACCCAGUGUGAAAGGACAGAAAGGGGAUAUGGGUGAGCAAGGUCUUCCAGGAGUGAAGGGUGCUUCAUUUCUCAUGGAGCCACCUCAUGGUUUUAUUAAAAAAGGAGAAAAGGGAGAUGAAGGAAUGAGAGGCGAACCUGGACCAUUUGGGUUACGUGGACUCCCUGGUCCACCUGGAUUUGGAGAGAAAGGUGAAAAAGGCAUUCCAGGAUUUCCUGGAAACAGGGGUGAUCCUGGCCUUCCUGGUCUUCCUGGCAUUGAAGGAAGGAAGGGCAGCACCAAACAUGGUAGUUCUGGACCUCCUGGAGAGAAUGGCUUACAAGGAGAGGUAGGAGAACCGGGUCUUCCAGGAGUUCCAGCUUCCUUUUGUUGUACGAAAGGUUUACAAGGGGAUCCAGGACCUCCUGGGCAUGAAGGUAUUGAUGGAGAGCCAGGGGCAAGAGGUAUACAAGGUAUCCAAGGUGCACCUGGCGAAGAUGUACAAGGCAUGGUUGGACCAAAAGGACUCCCUGGAAAUCCAGGCCUGAAAGGUAUCAAAGGUGAUCGGGGUUCACUUGCUCCAUUUCCUCAUAUACCUGGUCCUCCAGGGAUUCAAGGACCACGAGGUAUACCUGGAACUAUUGGCUUACCUGGUCUUAAAGGAGUUAAAGUUAUUAAAUGUCUUGGGCAAGGCCCCCUAGGAGAGGAUGGACCCAAAGGUGAGCGAGGAAUUCCAGGACCAAGAGGAAGGAAAGGAAUUAAAGGUGACAUGGGACAGUGCCUAUGUGGACAGAUAGUUUUGGGGCCCAAAGGAAACAUGGGGCCCCCAGGAAAUGUGGGAGAGCCGGGUAAAAUGGGACACCUUGGAAAACCUGGAGAACGAGGAGAUAAAGGUCUUCCAGGAUCUAUGGGACCAAAAGGCUUAAAGGGAAUGCAUGGUUCUAUGGGACCACCUGGAGAAAAGGGAGUAAAGGGUUCAAUGAAUAUGACCUACAGUCCAGGAGAAAAAGGGAGUCAUGGCAUCUUGGGAUUCACGGGAAUGCCAGGGCCAGAUGGAAGACCAGGAGUUCCUGGAGUACCUGGAAAGGCUGGUGAUUUUGGAUCUUUGGGAGACUCUCCAAGAACAUGUUCUGGGAGUAAAGGACUUCCAGGUCAAGCAGGAGAUACUGGAGUGAAAGGACAAAGUGGGCGUCCAGGACCAGGCUUUCCAGGCCAUCCUGGUUUAAGAGGUGCAGAAGGUGAUGAGGGCUCACCAGGCCUACCAGGUCCUACUGGUUUAAAGGGACAAAAAGGUGAGACACGGCCUUGCCGAGAGAGAGGACAACCGGGAGAUCCAGGCCCAAGCGGCCCAAAUGGUAUUCAAGGUGAAAAGGGAAAUGUGGGUUUUCCAGGCAGACCAGGACAAAAUGGCAUUGAUGGGUUCAAGGGACCACAGGGUGAAAAAGGUGUUUCAAAUGGCCCAGGACCACAAGGUCCUCGAGGUCUUCAAGGUGAUCGAGGUAAUUUAGGGGAGAGUGAAGAUGGUCUGGAAGGUCCCCAAGGGCCUUCAGGUUUUCCUGGAUCACCUGGUGAAAAAGGCACCCCUGGAAAUUUCAAUGUCGGGAUGCCUGGAUUUCCUGGUGCACCAGGAUUGCGUGGUUACACUGGUCUAAAAGGAAGUAUGGGAAAUCCGGGUCCUGUUGGCAAACCAGGACAGCCUGGAUUGCCAGGAACACGUGGAUUUAAAGGUUUUAUAGGAGAGCCUGGUCUUACUGGUCCAGAGGGCCUAGCAGGUGAUCAACCUGUUGCAUGUAAUCAAGGCCCACCUGGAAAUCUAGGGCCUGAGGGAUUUAUAGGAGUUCCAGGACCCCCAGGUGUUGAAGGUGUAAAGGGACACAAAGGAGACCCUGGACAGCCUGGCUCAUCAGUUAAAGGUCCAUGUGGAAUGCCUGGGUUACCUGGAUUGCCAGGUCCAAUGGGAAAGCAAGGACUACAAGGUGCACAAGGAAGUGAUGGUGUCCCUGGGUACUUUGGAGAGAAAGGUAUCAAAGGUCUGCCUGGAAGUGAUGGUUUUCCAGGGAGCCGAGGGCCACCAGGACCAUCGGGACAUCCUGGAAUUAAAGGACCUACUGGAGAGAAAGGCAGACAAGGGUUGAAUGGACAUAUAGGCCUGAAGGGAAUUAAAGGUGAAAAAGGACUCCAGGGCUCACCAGGGGAUGUGAAAGUGCUAUUGCCCAAAGGAGAAAAAGGCAAUAAAGGAUAUCCUGGAAUCUCUGGUUUCACAGGACCGAGAGGUGAUCAAGGUUAUCCUGGAAUUAGAGGAACAGAUGGACCUCAAGGUCCAAAUGGUGGCCCUGCAUGUCAGUCAGGUCCUCCAGGUAUCAAAGGCCAUGCAGGCCAAAACGGUUCUCAGGGUUGUCCAGGGCCCAGGGGAGUAAAUGGACUAAAUGGGAUCCCAGGACUUCCUGGAGACCAAGGUGAUGAUGGUACUCCAGGACGCCAAGGGCCAACAGGGACGCCUGGACCUGCAGGGACAAAAGGUGACCCUGGUGAUUCUAGGGGAAGGCCUGGAGAUCCUGGACUCAAAGGACAACAAGGCAAUCCUGGAUAUUCUGGAGACAAAGGUGUCCCAGGUGAACCAGGUGAUCCUGGCAGUCUCGGAGAUUCGGGUGUAGCAGGCCCCCGUGGACCUCCAGGAAGUCUAGGAGUUCCUGGCUUACCAGGUUCCCAAGGUCUACCAGGUCUGCCAGGUUAUCCAGGACAAGAUGGUCAUCUUGGACCUCCAGGAAUUCCAGGAGCUGAUGGACCCCCUGGCCGAGAAGGCCUAAAAGGUUUCCCCGGACCACCCGGAUUAAUUGGGCUGAAUGGAUUGAAAGGACAUAAAGGCAUGAAAGGAUUCCCAGGUCGUAGUGAAGAAGGACCUGCAGGACAAACUGGCAAACCUGGAUCAAAAGGAGAGAGAGGUGAACCAGGCAAUCCUGGGCCUAUAUUGGAUGGUCCUCCUGGAGCCAAGGGGCGACAGGGAUGGCCAGGGGACCAUGGCCCACCUGGACUUCCAGGACCAACAGGAGAUCCAUGUGUAUGUGGAAAGCAAGGAGAACAGGGUGAACUUGGAGUGCCAGGAAAUGACGGGCCUCGAGGUGAGAGAGGACCUCAAGGUCCAUCAGGGGACACAUUUAUGUUGAAAGGAGAGGCAGGAGAUGAUGGCUAUCCAGGCCCUCGUGGCCUUUGUGGCAUGCCUGGCCUACCAGGACCAACAGGAUAUCCAGGAAAGCCAGGAAGGCAAGGCCCCAAAGGAGAAUUUGGAAGACCUGGCCCACAGGGUCCCACAGGAAAUCGUGGGCCACCUGGUGAUCCUGGCGAAAAAGGUCCUCUGGGACAGUGUGGUGAAAUUGGAAAUAAAGGACCAAAGGGUCAAAUGGGUCCACCAGGAACAAUGGAAGAUUUUCCUUAUCCCGGUCCUGAAGGAUUAAUUGGGACAGCAGGUCCACCAGGACCACCUGGACAGAGAGGCCCUCCUGGUCUUCCAGGACAGCAAGGACCUAAAGGCUAUCCAGGUGACCAAGGUCCAGAUGGUACUCCAGGAUUUCCAGGCUCUGUUGGUUAUGUUGGAAUGAUAGGUGAUCCAGGUGAUGAUGGAGAAACUGGAGAAGUUGGUGAUAGAGGUCCUCCAGGAAUGAAUGGGCCACCAGGAGAUUUCAUCCCAACAGGGCAUGUACCAAGUGCAUUUUUACUGGUUCUUCACAGUCAGUCAGAUGUGAUACCAAUGUGUCCACAGGGAAUGCCUCUGCUAUGGAAUGGUUAUAGCCUGCUGUACAUGGAAGGACAGGAAAAAGCUCACAGCCAGGACUUGGGUCGUGCUGGUUCAUGUCUUCGGAUGUUCAAUACGAUGCCAUUCACAUAUUGCAACAUAAAUGGAGUUUGUAAUUAUGCCACUAGAAAUGACAAAACCUUCUGGUUAUCAACUGUGGCUGCUAUUCCUCCAACGGAAGUUAAUGAAGGAGCAAUAUUGCCUUAUAUAAGUAGAUGCAGUGUAUGUGAGGCCCCCUCUCCAGCUGUUGCUGUUCAUAGUCAAGAUCAUAACAUCCCACCUUGCCCAAGGGGCUGGAGAAGUCUGUGGCUGGGCUACUCCUUUUUAAUGGUAAGAACAAAAUAUUUUUCAUAG